UUGUUCAACUAUGAACUACUUAAAUUAACAUAAAAUAACUUUAAUAAAUACAAUGCAACAAAAUAAUUUUUCCAAUCAAAUGAAUCAAAGUUGUCCACCACGUUUUCAACAUUCAACAACACCAACUAUUGUUGACCGCAUUGUUUUUCCCCAAAUGAUUAAUGAUGUCAGGUAUCAAUCAAGUAACAUAUUUGAUCCUAGACAUUUAGAUCUACAAAACGCAUUGAAAUUAGACUCCCAUUUUAAUGGUAAUGUAGAUUUUUUUAAACAUCAUGACAAGAAUGAGUUUUAUGACAACUAUAGAUAUGUGGAAACACAAAUACCAUUGAAACCAAAUUCUUAUAAAAAUUCUGGUCGCUCACAGGUUAUUGAAGUCAAAAAUAAAAUAUCAGUCGAUGUUUCUACUAUGACUGACCCUCUUACAAUAGAAGAACAAGAAAGGCUUGGCCAGUGGGAGGGCUUUGCUGCUGUUCAAUCUGGCAACAAAGUUGCUGAAUACCUAACUAGCCUGAGAGAAUUUCUUAAGCUGUCUCCUCCACAAAAAGGAAAGAGAAGACAAGGAUUAGGUGAUGUUCGAAUAGUUACAUCUCCUGAUGGUUCUAGGUUAUAUUGCUGUUCUGAAUGUUUAAUGGCAUACACUGAUAAAACUGUUUUGGAACAUCACCUAGCCAAUCAUAAGGUAGAACGUAGAUUUAUAUGUAUGGAAUGUGGUGCUGGUUUAAAACGAAAAGAGCACUUAGAUAGACAUCAAUUAAGUCAUAGCGAUCAUAGACCAUAUACAUGUGCUGCAUGUCCCAAAACUUUUAAGCGUAAUGAACAUUUGGCUCGACAUUAUAUUGUGCAUUCAGGAGAAAAAACACAUGUUUGUGUAGAGUGUGGAAAAGCAUUUUAUCGUCGUGAUCAUUUACAAAAACAUGUUCAGGGUCAUAUUACCAAAAGACUCAAAGCAGUAAUCAAAGCUGCUGUUUAAUCAAAACAAUAUUCAGUUUAAGCUCAUGUAAUUAUAGUGCCUUGUUUAUAAAUCUAAUCUUUAUUUUUUCAAACAUUACUCAGAAAAUAUGUUAGUGAAACAUUUAAAUUCAGUUAACAAAUAG
Molecule: messenger RNA, 1094 nt
Organism: Sipha flava (yellow sugarcane aphid)
Lineage: Eukaryota; Metazoa; Arthropoda; Insecta; Hemiptera; Aphididae
Product: zinc finger protein 436-like
Exons: 4
Coding region: 53-970 (305 amino acids)
Biological process (GO): regulation of transcription by RNA polymerase II
Cellular component (GO): nucleus
Molecular function (GO): DNA-binding transcription factor activity, RNA polymerase II-specific; RNA polymerase II cis-regulatory region sequence-specific DNA binding
Source: RefSeq, a predicted model, not a curated record